Messenger RNA from Alosa sapidissima (American shad), 561 nucleotides. Its product is annotated as SCO-spondin-like. The record is from RefSeq and is a predicted model, not a curated record. The annotation marks the transcript as partial. Lineage: Eukaryota; Metazoa; Chordata; Actinopteri; Clupeiformes; Clupeidae. The transcript has 3 exons.
CUCCGCUCCGCAGGGGAGCCUGAGCCGGAGUGUCGUCGCUUCACCGAGGUUAGAAACAUCACCAAGGGCGACUGUCGCCUCGACAACGUGGAAGUCAGCUACUGCAGGGGACGCUGUUUGUCCAGGACCGACGUCAUUCUGGAGGAGCCGUACCUGCAGGCGGUGUGUGACUGCUGCAGCUACCGACUGGACCCUGAGCGUCCGGUGCGCUUCCUCAGUCUGAGCUGCUCCAGCGGGGACAGCGAACCCGUCGUCCUGCCCGUCAUACACAGCUGCGAGUGCACAAGCUGUCAGGGAGGGGAUUUGUCGAAACGCUGAGGAGACGUGUGGAGAAGAUGGCAGCCCUGAUGUCCGAUGUUGUGCUCGCAUCUCUGUCGAGUGUGCUCUUCUAGCCCCGAGUCAUUAUAUGACUGAUUUCUUUUUCCUAGAGUGCCUUCUGAAACUCUGACAUUAUUAUACCCAAUAGCACCAUGCUGCCAUGGCGACCUUUAUAACUGUGUUGUACUACAGUUGUGAAUAACUAUUUUAUGUCUGUUUUAUAUAAACUCUUUUUAUACUGCU